Messenger RNA from Capsicum annuum, 1395 nucleotides. Its product is annotated as protein ABA AND ROS SENSITIVE 1. Bases 122 to 1108 code for a protein of 328 amino acids. The transcript is spliced from 8 exons. Gene Ontology annotation, molecular function: zinc ion binding; nucleic acid binding. NCBI's taxonomy places the organism in Eukaryota, Viridiplantae, Streptophyta, Magnoliopsida, Solanales, Solanaceae. Gene Ontology annotation, biological process: nuclear DNA replication; mitotic DNA replication checkpoint signaling; mitotic DNA damage checkpoint signaling. The record is from RefSeq and is a predicted model, not a curated record. Gene Ontology annotation, cellular component: nucleus; spliceosomal complex.
AUAAAAACCCGCCCCAUCCAAAUCAAACCAAACACAGAAACAGGUAAAAUCCAGUUCGAAUUUACGAAACAAAGAAUUAAAAAUCUCAGAAAGAUUACUUUGCUAGAUACAAAACAUUGGAAUGGACAAGAGAGCAUUAUACCGGGCAAAGCUGAAGGAACAGAAGCAGAAGCAAAUUGAUUCCCCUCUUGUAAGGUACAAUGAGCACGAUCAACCUGUAUGUAGAGUGUGUGAUGUUGUUCUGAAAUCUGAAUCACAGUGGCCUGGACAUCAAGCUUCUCGGAAACAUCAUGAGGCCAUAAGUAAUCUCAAAGCUAAUGCUGCUGCCGCGAAAAAUCCAAACAAUGUAAAAAGCGAGCCUCCAAAGGAGUUGCCUAAAACCAAGCCUCAAAUUUCUGAGGGCUUAAACCGUAAAGAACCUGAACCUUCUGCUGCAUUGCCCAAGCCUCGUGCAUCAUCUAUGCUUCCUCCCAAUUUUUUUGACCAGCAAGAGACAAAGAGGCCAAAAAUUGAUAAAGAUUCGGCUAGGUUGGGAGACCAUGUAUCUCUCAGAGGUCCUCCAGUUUCAGAUCGAACUGAAGAGGUUGAACCGUCUUCGGCAAGGUCUAGCAUUCAGGGCCUAUCUACUUCCAAGAAUGCUGAGACUAGAAGCAUGGAGAAUCAGCAAUCUGGUGAAAAUGGACCGAUGUCAAAAGUGAGUUCUGGUUCAGAUGCUAAGCAGGUCAAAGGAGCUCUUCCUGCAGGUUUCUUUGACAACAAAGAUGCCGACUUACGUGCUCGUGGUAUUACACCAGUCAAACCAGAUGUCAAGGAUGAGUACAAAGAAUUUGAGAAGUCAAUCCAAGAAGACUUAAAAGAGGUUGACAACCGUUUAGAGGAGGAAGAGAUUGAUGCUGCAGAAAUGAUUGAAGAGGAAGUAUCUGUCGAACAGAGGGGCAUUAAGGAACGACUGGAGAUGUUGCGGCGGAAAAAGAUGGAACUUAAGGCUGCCAAGUCUUCGUUAGGAACCCGAGAAAGUAAGAUUGCAGAUAAGGAGUCUAGUGAUGACGAAUCAUCAAGUGAUAGUGACGAAAAUCUUACUGUGGAUUGGAGAGCUAAACAUUUGUGACCCGUCUAUGCUGAUAGUACACAUUCUCUCAUCUCUCCCUCAUCGUCAUAUUGUGAACUGCAUUGCUCAGACUCCCCUAAAAUGCACGAAUUUGGAGGAGUGUAACACCCCGAACUUUCGGACUAGGAUUUGAACUCAUACACGUAUAGAGGCCCAAAUCCGAUGAUUUUGAUAUGUGUUAAGAUCAAUUAUCUAGCGUGGUUAGUGCUUUGAAUAUGAAUUAUGGUCAUAAGAAACCAACACAAAAUUUAGUUACAACUAAUUGAUUUAUUCAUGAGUUCUCUUCA